Sebastes umbrosus (honeycomb rockfish) is the source of this 3010-nucleotide messenger RNA. Its product is annotated as synaptic vesicle glycoprotein 2C-like. Gene Ontology annotation, cellular component: membrane. Gene Ontology annotation, molecular function: transmembrane transporter activity. The record is from RefSeq and is a predicted model, not a curated record. The coding region runs from base 1 to 2211 and encodes 736 amino acids. The transcript is spliced from 12 exons. NCBI's taxonomy places the organism in Eukaryota, Metazoa, Chordata, Actinopteri, Perciformes, Sebastidae. Gene Ontology annotation, biological process: transmembrane transport; chemical synaptic transmission.
AUGGAUGAAACACAUAACAACAGGACUUCCUUGGCUAAAGGUGCCAAGGACAUCGCUAAAGAAGCCAAGAGGCAAACUGCCAAAAAUUUGGGCAAAGCUGUUGAUCGUGCCGCAGAUGAAUACUCCUCUCAUCGCAGCUAUAACCGCUUCCAGAACGAGGACGAAGAGGAGAACAACUACAACACUUACGGUCAGCAAGACGGCCACGGCGCUGACAACGCAGCCAACGACGAGGACGGGGCCUCCAGCGACGCCACGGAGGGCCACGACGACGAAGAUGAGAUCUACGAGGGGGAGUACCAAGGCGUGCCGGCCCGCAACGAUGGGAAGCAGCGGGACGGUCAGGUGGCUCUGGGCCAGCCGGUUUCUGACAGUCUAAAGAGCCGCAAGGAGCUGGAAAAUGAGAGACAGUCAGACGAGGAGGAGCUCGCCCAGCAGUACGAGCUGAUCAUGCAGGAGUGCGGCCACGGGAGAUUCCAGUGGCAGCUGUUCUUCGUGCUCGGGCUGGCGCUCAUGUCAGACGGCGUGGAGGUGUUCGUAGUGGGCUUCGUCCUGCCGAGUGCUGAGACAGACAUGUGUGUCCCCAACUCUGGUGCCGGAUGGCUCGGUAGCGUCGUGUAUCUAGGGAUGAUGUUUGGAGCCUUCUUCUGGGGCGGCCUGUCAGAUAAGUUGGGCCGUAAACAGUGCCUGCUGAUUUCCCUGUCUGUCAACGGCUUCUUCGCCUUCCUCUCCUCCUUCGUCCAAGGCUACGGCAUGUUCCUCGUCUGCCGCAUGGUGUCUGGCUUCGGGAUUGGUGGAGCGGUACCGAUCGUAUUCUCCUACUUUGCGGAGGUGUUGGCUCGGGAGAAAAGAGGAGAGCAUCUGAGCUGGCUGUGCAUGUUCUGGAUGAUCGGAGGAAUCUACGCCUCAGCCAUGGCCUGGGCCAUCAUCCCACACUAUGGCUGGAGUUUCAGCAUGGGUUCAGCCUACCAGUUCCACAGCUGGAGAGUGUUUGUGGUGGUGUGUGCGCUGCCGUGCGUCUCUGCAGUGGUAGCUCUCACUUUUAUGCCUGAGAGCCCUCGCUUCUUCCUGGAGAUGGGUAAACAUGACGAGGCCUGGAUGGUGCUCAAACACAUCCAUGACACCAAUAUGCGAGCCCGCGGAGAGCCUGAGAGAGUCUUCACUGUGAACAGGAUAAAAAUCCCCAAACAGCUGGACGAGCUGGUGGAGAUGCAGAAUGAGUCAGCCAACCCUGCUCUCAAGGUCCUCCUCAAGAUCAAGGCUGAGCUCAGAGGAAUCUGGUUGACUUUCAUGAGAUGCUUCGACUACCCAGUGAAAGACAACACUAUAAAACUGGCUAUAGUCUGGUUUACGUUGUCUUUUGGAUACUACGGGCUCUCUGUGUGGUUCCCGGACGUCAUCAAGCACCUUCAGGCCGACGAGUACGCCUCCAGAGUGAAGAUCUACAACAACGAACGCAUCGAGGACUUCACCUUCAACUUCACCCUGGAGAACCAGAUCCACAGAAACGGACUCUUUCUAAAUGACAGGUUCAUCAGUAUGAAGUUCAAGGCGGUCACAUUCAUCGACUCGUCUUUCAUCAACUGCUACUUCGAAGAUGUCACCUCCAUAGUUUCCUUCUUCAAAAACUGCACCUUUGUGGACUCCUUCUUUUACAACACGGAUAUCGACGACACCAAACUAACAAACUCCAGAGUGGCCAACAGCUCCUUCCACCACAACAAGACGGGCUGUCAGAUGACGUUCGACGAUGAUUACAGCGCCUACUGGGUCUACUUCGUCAACUUCCUGGGAACGCUGGCUGUGCUGCCCGGAAACAUCGUCUCUGCCCUCCUCAUGGACAAAAUAGGACGUCUUAGCAUGUUAGGAGGCUCCAUGGUGCUGUCAGGCAUCAGCUGCUUCUUCCUUUGGUUCGGCACCAGCGAGUCCAUGAUGAUCUUCAUGCUCUGUCUCUACAACGGCCUCAGUAUCUCCGCCUGGAACUCCCUGGAUGUGGUCACCACGGAGCUCUACCCAACAGACAGGAGGGGCACUGGCUUUGGCUUCUGUAACGCCAUGUGUAAGCUGGCAGCGGUAAUGGGCAACCUGAUCUUUGGCUCGCUGGUUGGCAUCACCAAGGCGAUCCCCAUCCUGAUGGCGUCGUCUGUGUUGGUUGGCGGCGGGCUGGUGGGGCUCCGACUGCCAGACACACGCGCCAAUGUCCUCAUGUAAACCUCGACACUGACCAGCGUGUUGUUUACCAGGUGUUCACUGAAUAACCAUCCAUUCAUGGACUGUGAUUUAUUUGAUUAUCACUGAAACAAGCUUUGCUGCCACGAUUCUUGUAUUUAUUAUUUGGUGAAUAAUGUUGACUAACAAGUCGAGAACAUGUGAUUGUUAUUCUGUUAUGUCUGAGUGAAACACCUGGUAAAUAAUACAGCACAAUGACUUAACUAUGAGCUGUAGAUAUAAAGAGUUUAAACACUACAAUCAAAGAAAAAAAAUGUGUCAGCGGCUGGUUGCCAAAGCUCUGAGCAUUCCUGUCGGAACUGUUCAGAGACAAGUGGUGAUAAAAGCUCUGUAUAUCAGCAGCUCAUUAGCUGUUUCACACAUGCAGCCCACAAAUGCAUGUGUCAACGCUGCAAAAGGCUUGGACUUCACACAACCUUACCCUUCCAAAUCCUGCUCAGAUUAAAGGAAUAGUUUGACAUUGUGGGAAAUACGCUUAUUUAAAGGCACAGCAGCCGCUUAUCUAACCUUAGCUUAGCUUAGCUUAAAGACUGGAAGCAGGGGAAAAAAGCUAGCCUGGCUGAACGUAUCGUCAUACAACGGUUCGUAUGAUAUCUUACAAAAAGUUAUUCCUCAUUUUUCGUGCAUUUUCCUACGAAUGUCCAGCAACACGUGUCGAUUUCUGCUCAUUACAUGCAUACAGUCUUUUCAAAAUAAACUUCCAUCUUGGUUAGGCUUAAGAAAAGAUCGUGGUUUGGGUUAAAAUAACUACGCUUGAAAUACUUUGUUAGUUUUAAGGCAA